Messenger RNA from Naumovozyma dairenensis CBS 421, 6378 nucleotides. RefSeq names its product proteasome activator BLM10 (gene BLM10). Gene Ontology annotation, biological process: proteasomal ubiquitin-independent protein catabolic process. The record is from RefSeq and is a predicted model, not a curated record. NCBI's taxonomy places the organism in Eukaryota, Fungi, Ascomycota, Saccharomycetes, Saccharomycetales, Saccharomycetaceae. Gene Ontology annotation, molecular function: peptidase activator activity; proteasome binding. The coding region runs from base 1 to 6378 and encodes 2125 amino acids. Gene Ontology annotation, cellular component: cytosol; nucleus. The transcript has a single exon.
AUGUCAGCUGACGAUAUCAAAUCACCAAUACCUCUGAGGAAUAAGGCUGUUGCUCAACUAAUAUCACAGGCUACUCCAGGAAAACGUCCCAGCUCCAGUACAGAUGAAUUAAAAUCAAAAAGAGCAUUACUUACGUCUCCGCAGCAAAAUGCAGCUGAUCAAUUAAGAGCCAGAUCAAUAACCCCUACACUUCUGGCUGAAAAAUUAUUCAAUGGAUUAAGCUCUGAAGAUAUCUUAAAAAGGAGGUUAAAACACUAUAAUAUCAAUUAUCCAGAUGAUGAAGCCACUUAUUUACGAAGCAUCUAUGACAAGUCUUCUCAAUGGUUUAGCAGGGAUGUAAAGCCAAAGUUCGAAGCUGAAAAAUAUCUGCCAUAUAAAACCGAAUCUCAUAAAGACAAAGCAAGAUAUCUUUGUCAUGUUCUAGUAAAUCUACACAUUGCAAUUUCCUCCUUAGAUAUCCAGGGUUUAUUAUCAAUUACCAGUAAAGAUUUAGCCGACUUGCAAAAUGAAAUUGAUGACUUAGCCCUUAAUACCGAUCUGUUUAGAUUGGCUAACGAGAUUGAUACCAAUGUCGUUGAUUUCAAAGAACACGAAGACCAUCUAGAUUUAGAGGUGCCUGAUUCCGGUAGUACCGGUAAGAUAACUGCUAAAUCUUCAAGCAUAGUAAGUGUUAAUCAUUGGACAAAUGAAUUAAAUAAUUGUCUUAAUUUUGACUUCCCAUUGACCUUGAGAAAAUCCCUAGCUUCCGUGUACUAUUACCUAUCAUUGAUACAGGGACAGAAAAUUGUAAGAAGCAUGUAUGUCGACAUGUUCGAAAGUCUCGUUGCAUAUGAUGACGAUGGGACGAACUUCACACAUUUAGUACUUGAACAGGGCCUCGUGUUAGAUUUCAAGAUUAUAUUUGAUUUUAUCUGCCAAUUCCUUCCUUAUCCAGAUUCUGAUUAUGCUCGUUAUGACCUUUCUUCAAAAGAUGAUCUACAAUUGUUCAGACUUCUUUUAAAAUUAGCCCAUGUCGCUAAACCUUUUUUCGAUGCAAACGAUGAAUCUAUACUUAAAGACACUAUGGAUUAUCUAUUGUCUAACUUAUCGCCGUCAACAACGGUAACUCUUCUUCCAAUAUUAAAUUCAUUCGUUCCAUAUCAUUAUCAUAAAAAAAACAAAGUUACCGAUUAUCUCCCUUUCUGUUUUAGUUUAUGGAGUUCAGUGACUGCGAUUAUUGCAGUCGAUACACAUUUAUACGAUUUUGUAGGUGAAGUAGCCGAAGAUCUUCAUAAGAAAUUGAUGGAUAAUGUUGAAAAUGACAAUAUGGUCAAAUUUGGGAAAUAUGGAUUAUUCUCAGAGGAUCAAAUGGCAUUUAUGUUUAACAGAGUACAAGGUCAUUUAAGAACCGAUGGACAAAUACAUUCAUAUUCUAGAACCGUAAAGCCUUUUGUUUACAGUAUCAAUGGUUCAGAUAACACAGAUUUCUUUACAAAAUUUGUUAACUUAAUCCAAUCGAUAGAAACGUUUGUUCAUCCAUCUAAUAAUGGAUUCUGGACUAAGCCCAUCGCUAAAUUUGUUCAUGCUUUUAUUAAAUUAUACCAUGGCAGAGUCAAGGAUGAAGAAACCGCCGUUAAAAAAGGAAGAUCGAUUGAAAUAUUCUUAUCGGCAGAAUGCCAUUUUAAAUUUGUUGAUAUAUUGUUCAAUAUUUUAAUGAUCGGAGCUCAAAAUAAAUCAAAUGAAGUCGCAAACUAUUAUAUUUCCUGCUACGCUUAUUUAUUAGAGAUAUGCCCUAAAAAUUCAUUUCGGAUCUUUGACAGAGUGUUGGUUGAGAUUUAUGACACACUUACCGGUGAAUAUAUAAAUUCGAGACAUCGUGUUAUUUCUUCAUUAAAACAAUUUACAAGAAUUUUACGUUUCAUGGUCGUCCAUCCAUUGUAUAGAAUUCAUAUUACAAAUAUUCUUUCUUUACUUAUUGACAAAAUUGAUAUGAAUGAUCCACAAUUAACCAGUAAUGUAACAAACAGUAUUGUUUCCAUUGCAACAUUUGUGCCUUUCCAAAAUCUUGUUCGUGAAGGAGAAUAUUUAACUUUUGAAUCUACAACCAUACCGUUUAUUCAAGAACACAUUAUGCAUUUAAAGAUGGGACAAAGUUCCGAUAAUUUCGAAACUGAAGACAGCGUUUUAGAUUCAGCAUUCAGAGCAUCUACUACAAUCUUUGAAAACGUGAUAAAAGUGUAUGUUGAGAAAAUCUUCUCUGUGGUAGAUAUAGAGACGGAUGAUCCUUUGAUUACAAAACUGAACCAAACAACGGUAUUGAUGCAGGAAGCUAUGGAUGAUAAAGUUUUUGACUAUUACAUCGAUAUAUUUCAAAGAAGAUUUUGGGAUAAUGAUUAUUUCAAGGUCAAAGAUCCAAAUUAUGAAUUAACUACGAUCCCAUUAUCUGCAAUUGUCAGAAGAAAAAACUCUACAAGUGUGUCGUUGGUAAAUACAUUGAUUUACAAUAUUAAACAACAAGUAGAAAGAGGUGCCGGAUCUAUUAGAAGUUCCUCUGAAAUUCAACAAAGGGAUGUGAAAUUGGUUUUAUACUUGACAACUUUAAACGAUGUUUUAAGACAAUCCCAUGAAUCACUUUUAUCGUACAGUGCUAAAAUUCUGGAUUUUAUGAAAUUCCUAUAUGAGGAAGUAAGUAAUCCACCCAUUGAUGUGCUUACAUCAAUAUUAACUCAUAGUGUUUUGGCAACUCUAAAUACCACUGAAAUUAUUGAUUAUCGCUUAUUUGGAAAUAACUCGACUAUACCUGAUACAGAAAGAUGGGGUGGUUUACAGUUUGAUAAAAGGAAAUACGAUAAAGAGAAUUUGGAUUUCAUUUGGCACACUCCUUCUGAUCAAGAAGUUAAAUUAUCCAUUGACUUAUUGGAAAAUUUGACUGAUCAUUGUAUUACGAGUCUUGAAAGGCAAAUGAAUGAACCUAGAACAGAUACGUCAUAUACAGACAAAAUCCAGAAAUACUCGUUGGUGCUGACACACUGCCUUUCUGGUAUCAGUUUGCUCAUUGAUCCUGAUUUCAAUAAAAACAAGACUUCUCCUCCAUCUGAUAUUUCGUAUAAAGAUAGAUUAACAUUGCUGAAGAAUAUUCGUGAAAGUAAUUGUGACAACCAAGAAUUUGACAUUGAUAUCGAACAAAUACGCUCUACUACGGACGAAGAAACGGUCCACUUAGAGGACGAUAAGAAAGAUAGUGCAUUUGAACAUGACUAUAAUGUUGCAGAUUUGAAACAUAGCGUUACUGAUAAUUUUAUUAUUGAUGACACUGCACCUUCUGGUCUCCCAACUGGAGUCGGUACUCCUGUGGCAGGUGUUAACGACAUAAGUUCUUCCAUGAAUUCCGGUAUUAUCUUUAGAGAUCUAGAUAUUUACACCAGUAAUUAUUAUUUUGGUAAUACCGUUGAGGAAAAAUUAAAGAAUCCUGAUUAUUUGAAGGUUCAUCAGAUUAGAGCUAUUAUUGGAUCAUUUUUCUUCAAACUCCAUAAUUUUGUUUCUAAACAUUUUCAACAUAAUACGACGAUGUUCCAAAUUGUAUUGCAUGGGUUAAAGGUAUGGUUUACUGAUAUUGGCCAAGAGACCAUAUUCAACGAGGAUCCAGAUGCAUUCAUUGAUAUUGAGUUUUUGGAUAAUCUUCAAUCUUUGGCACAUGUGAGAGAUUCUUUCACAAGAACAUAUUUGGCUGUGAAAACAAAUGAUCUACAUCAAAGUCGUGUAUUACUUCAUUCUACCAACAGAUAUCCCUCCAAGUUAGAAAUCAAGUUGCUAGAAGUAAUGAUCGAAAUGGCAACAUCGAUAUAUCCUGAUAUUCAUAAACCCGCACAAAGUAUAUUAGCCCAUUGUAUGAAGCAAUUAAUAGGUUCAUAUUCUAUAAUCAUAAGAGAAAUAUUAGCGGCUUUGCGUCGUGCCAUUGAAGAUACAGAUCACCAAAAGAUUUCAGCUAUUUUAAGGGUUUUCAUGAUUAAAAAGAUUGAUAAAAAGUUAAUGUCCGAUUAUAAAAAUAUUGGAGAAGCUGUGCUGUUAUUAAUUGACUGUUGUAAAUACGAUGAAUUAGAUAUUGCAUUUUAUGCUGAAAAUUUGCUGAAUGAUAUCGUCAACAGUUUAAGAAUUCCAUCAUCCGUUUGUAUCUAUGAUGAGAAGCUCUUGAAAUUUUUAGAAAUUCCCGACGCUUCUAUGGAUCUACAAGUUAAAGCAGUUAGGUUGGCCAAAUCGAAGAAAAGAGAGCAAUACUUCUCGAUAAUUUUGAGAUUGCAAGAUGAUUUGCUGGAAAUUAUAAACAAAAGUGGCGAUUCUUUGGCAUGGAAAGUUCAAAUUUUCAUUACACGAUUUAUCUGUAAAAUACAAGCUAGUCUUGAAUUCCCAGUUGAUAAGAGAGUCAUUGAUGUUGUUUAUAAUCAAACUAAAUCUAAACAUCCCCAAAUGGUUCAUUUAGCUGUUAGAUCUUAUUUGUCAAUUUUCAAUAAAAUAUUCUCACUCUCAGAUUAUGAUUAUGAUAUCAGGAAAGCUUAUGAGAAUGGUUUUGAUCCAUAUUUUAUUAAAGAAAUUAACACUACGAACUCCAAUUUCCCAGAUGAAUUUUUGAAAGAAAUGAAUAAUUUUGAUGCUCCGAAAUAUUUUAUCGAUUCAAGAGCAUCUGUUGGUUGGUUAUGUUGGGGUAAACGUAUGAAAGUUGUUGAAUCAGGUGCAAUCGAGAUCAAUUUACAGGAACAUGAACUUGAAAUUCUUGGAGAGAUGGGUAAAUUAGUUUCGAAGGAUUGGAUAGAUGAUAUGUGUUCAAGUUUAGUUCAUGAUAAUGAAACACGUAGUGUAUUCAGCAGCGGUGAUGUUUCAUUGAUUGUUUUGAUUUUAGUUUUAGUUUUAAAGGGAUUCACGAGUGUCACUUUGGAAGAUAUUUUCACCUUGUGUAAGAAAUAUUAUGACAGGUAUGAUAAGGCAUCCAUGAUUAUGUCAAUUGAAAUAUUUGCUGCUUUGAUUUGUUCAAGUAAAUAUAUGAACAUAGAUUUUUUGAAGCAACGUGACGCAUUUGUUGACGAUUUCUUAAACGACUGUUUGAAUAAUGAAUUAAAUCAUGAUUGUUAUGAAAUAUGGAAUACGUUAAGUUGGUGGUUACCAACAGUUGUCGAUAUAAGAAGGUGUAAACCAUUUUACAUGCAUUUGACAAAAACUACAAACCUACUGGAUGUAACUGCCGAUAAUGCUACACAUCAAUCAUUUAGACUUUUAAUGAUGAGAAGUCUACUUAUGAGUUUAGAGUUUAGGUCUCCAGAUGUCUCAAAGAUUAUUGAGAGCCUUGUUUUUGAUCAUCCUUAUGAUCAAGUUCGUAGUUCCAUUGGGAAAUUGCUAAAUACAUUGACUCAAAACUCCAGUAGUCUUUCCCUCCCUAGUACGGAUAAGAUUGUGAAUGUUGGCUCUCAAGAGUAUGACGGAUUAGGUUAUCCAGUGAAACACAUUUCUGACGUUUUCGACCAAAUUAUUAAAGAGAAAUUCCAGGAAGCAAUUGACUAUAUCCCAAAACUUAAAGAAAUGACCCCACAAGAAAUAAUAAAGACGAAGUUUUAUUAUACAGUUUCUACAUUAUUUUAUUGGAUGAAAGAAAUGACUAAGGGACCUAAUAAAGUGCUAUUGACUCCAUACAUUAUUGAUUAUUUGUUACCAUUCUUAAUGACUUUAAGUACUCAAAGAGAUAUGUGUAAAUUAGCAGGUUUGGAUCCAUCCAAAUUAUUAUUAGGAUUAGCAUAUCUACCGAUGAGAAAGAGCGAAGUUUCUAAAGUUGUACAAUUAGUUUGUCAUACCAAAGUUGAUACUUCACAUCAAUUGAAAUUACAAUUGUUAUUUGUUCAACAUAUAUUGUCAACAGAGUUAUUACAAUUAACUAAACAAGAGAAGACAGAAAUAUUUGAAUAUGUGGUGAAAAGUUUAUUCAAUGGACAAUUCGUCGAAGUUAGAGUUCAUGCGGCAGAUGUAUUAUCAGGUAUAAUUCACAAUUCCGGUGAGGAUGAAACUCUUUUCCAAUCUUUAUUAGAUAGAUUUUCUAAAUCAUUAUCCAAUUAUACUUGGGAACAAAAGAAAAAAUUAUCUAAGACAGAUAUUAAGAUUCACGGCAGUGUUUUAGGGUUAGGUGCUAUCAUAUCAGCAUUUCCAUAUGUAUUCCCAUUACCUAAAUGGAUACCGAGCCAACUAAGUAUAUUAUCAUCUUGGGCCAGAACAAAUGGUAUGGCAGGUUUAGCAGCUAAGAAUACCAUUAACACUUUCAAGAAGGUUAGGUCUGAUACAUGGAAAUUUGACAGAGAGUCAUUUAGUGCAGAAGAAUUGGAAGAUUUGGAAGGUGUCCUUUGGAAGAGUUACUACGCAUGA